Messenger RNA from Prosopis cineraria, 1336 nucleotides. RefSeq names its product glycosyltransferase family protein 64 C3. NCBI's taxonomy places the organism in Eukaryota, Viridiplantae, Streptophyta, Magnoliopsida, Fabales, Fabaceae. Gene Ontology annotation, molecular function: glycosyltransferase activity. The coding region runs from base 166 to 1185 and encodes 339 amino acids. The transcript has a single exon. Gene Ontology annotation, cellular component: membrane. The record is from RefSeq and is a predicted model, not a curated record.
CGCGGCUGCCAUUUCCAUUUCCAAUAUGACAUAGCACUUCGAUCAUGCGUUGAUACCAAACUUGCUAUUCCAUUAACUGAUCAUGCGUCGAAGGUGGGCUAAGAUAAUUGCAUACCUUCAUAAAUUUGCAGACCCUCCAUCUUGACCCCCCUAUAUAUCUCCGGCAUGAUGAAUUCGCGGGCAAUAUCCGUGAUUGUGGUCGUCUUCUUAUUUGAUCUCGCUCCGCUGCUUGUGCAUUCGGGUCGGACAAACCCAACGGACUUGUGUGACCCCAGAACGAAGCGGGAUCCACGGACCCUGCGGUCCGAUCAGAUCACGGUCCUAAUCAACGGCUACUCCGAGUCCCGCAUUCCUCUUCUCCAAUCAAUUUCAGCCACAUACUCUGCAUCGCCGCUGGUAUCCUCCGUGCUAGUCCUCUGGGGAAACCCCUCAACCCCAGACCACAUUCUAACCCACCUGGCCAACAAUCUCUCAAUCUCCUCCCUCGGAUCAGCUUCAAUCUCCCUAAUCCACCAGCCAUCUAGCUCCCUCAACGCUCGAUUCCUCCCUCGAUCUUCCAUCGGGACCCACGCCGUCCUAAUCUGCGACGACGACGUAUUGGUGGAUCACAAGUCAUUCGAGUUUGCCUUCCGCGUCUGGGCAUCCAACCCCAACCGUCUCGUCGGACUGUUCGCCAGAUCACACGAUCUGGAUCUGUCGAGGAAAGAGUGGAUCUACACAGUACACCCGGACAAGUACUCGAUCAUACUGACAAAGUUCAUGAUACUGAGAACCGAGUAUCUGUACAGUUACAGCUGCGAAGGUGGGGCUCCAAUGGCGGAGAUGAGGAGGACGGUUGAUGAGAUGCGUAACUGUGAGGAUAUCUUGAUGAACUUCGUGGUGGCCGAUCGGACGAAUGUGGGGCCCAUAUUGGUGGGGGCAGAGAGGAUUAGAGAUUAUGGGGAUGCAAGGAAUGAUGAAGGUGUUGGAGAGAAGAAGGAGAAGGAGAAGGAGAAGGGAGUGAAAGAUGUGGGAUUGAGUAGCAGAAGAGGUGAACAUAGAAAGAGAAGAGGAAGGUGUAUCGGAGAGUUUCACAGGGUACUGGGGAAAAUGCCUUUGCGGUUUAGUUUUGGCAAGUUAGUUAAUUCAGUUAGUGAACAAGGAUUGUGCCAAAAGGGGGGAAAAUUGGUGCAUUGUGAUCAAUAAUUUUUUUUACCCUUUAAUAAUGUUAUUCAAAACUAGUUUACAAGCAAUUGUGCUUUCAUUGUAUUUAUUGAAUCAGUAAAAUCAUUUAUAUCAGUAUAAUAUUUUUACAUUGUAGAAACUAGAAUGAACCGUACUUGUACAGUUUUGUGCA